This is a messenger RNA of Pangasianodon hypophthalmus (striped catfish), 3165 nucleotides long. RefSeq names its product ArfGAP with dual PH domains 2 (gene adap2). The coding region runs from base 438 to 1574 and encodes 378 amino acids. The transcript has 11 exons. The record is from RefSeq and is a predicted model, not a curated record. Gene Ontology annotation, biological process: positive regulation of GTPase activity. Gene Ontology annotation, molecular function: GTPase activator activity; phosphatidylinositol bisphosphate binding. Gene Ontology annotation, cellular component: intracellular membrane-bounded organelle; plasma membrane. NCBI's taxonomy places the organism in Eukaryota, Metazoa, Chordata, Actinopteri, Siluriformes, Pangasiidae.
AGAGAGAGAGAGAGAGAGAGAGAGUGUGUGUGUGUGUGUGUGUGAGAGAGAGAGAGAGAGAGUGUGUGUGUGUGUGUGUGUGUGUGUGAGAGAGAGAGAGAGAGAGAGAGUGUGUGUGUGUGUGUGUGUGUGUGUGUGAGAGAGAGAGAGAGAGAGAGAGAGAGUGUGUGUGUGUGUGUGUGAGAGAGAGAGAGAAAGAGAGAGUGUGUGUGUGUGUGUGUGUGUGUGUGUGUUGUAGGGAACAGAGAGGAGGAGGAGGUGCUUCACUGAUUCACUGAUUCACUGAUUCAUUGUGCUGCUCGUCUCCAGAGCUGAGCGCGCGCGCGUCUUCACCGGACCCGGUUUUAUCAGGAGAGAAUGGAAGUGUUUGAUGUGAAAAGGGACGCACCGAUAUAAUAAGGGUUUUGUCUAAACGCCGCCUUUGCACCACGUCUCUUAUGGCAAAUCGUGACAAGAAUAAAAAGACUCUUCUGGAACUGGUGAAGCUGCCGGAGAACAGCAGCUGUGCUGACUGCGGCGCUGCAGACCCAGACUGGGCUUCAUAUACUCUCGGCAUAUUUGUUUGUCUCAAAUGCUCUGGAACUCAUCGCAAUUUAUCAAGUAUUAGCCGGAUAAAAUCCAUCCGCUUAGACUUCUGGGAUGAUGAGCUUGUGCAGUUCAUGAAAGCCAAUGGAAACCGAGCUGCCAAGGAUGUCUACGAGAAAUUUGUCCCCGUCUUCUUUUAUCAACCACAGCAAGAUGACUGUGACGUUCUAAGGGAGCAGUGGAUCAGAGCCAAGUAUGAAAGACAGGAGUUUACAGAGCAAAAUAAACUUAGAGCCUACUCAUCAGGCAUAUAUGAAGGAUUGCUGUGGAAGAAGGGGAAGGACAAUGGACAGUUUCUCAAGAGGAAGUUUGUUUUAUCAGAUCAAGACUUCACCCUAAAAUAUUAUAAGGAGGAUGAAUCUAAAGGGCCAAAGGCUGUUAUCUCUGUACAAAGUCUGAAUGCAACCUUUCAGCCUCAGAAGAUUGGACAUGCUCACGGCCUUCAGAUCACUUAUGCAGUUGAUGACCACACUCGAAACCUCUUUGUCUACCAUGAAAGUGGUCAGGAAAUUGUGAAUUGGUUCAAUGCUAUAAGGGCUACACGUUUUGUCUACCUGAAGACAGCAUUUCCUACAGCCAGUAAUGGCGAGCUGCUGCCAUGGACUACCAGAAACUUCCUUAAAGAGGGGUUCAUGGAAAAAACUGGACCUUCGCAACGGGAGCCAUUCAAGAAGAGAUGGUUCAUCUUGGAUGGUCUAGACAGAAAACUACUUUAUUUUAAAACCGAGCUGGAUGCCGUGGAGCUUGGGGUCAUUUUCAUUGGGACAGAGAAUCAUGGGUACUCAGUGAGUGAGUGUAUGCCUAAGGGGACCAGAGGAAAUAAAUGGAAGUUUGGGAUGGCAGUGGAGACACCAGACCGUCAGUUCGUCUUCAUGUGUGAGCAGGAGCGGGAGCGAAAGGAGUGGAUCGAGGCCCUGAGGCAGGUCAUUGCGAAGCCUAUGGUUCCUCAGGAUUACACCACAGAGGCCAACAUCCGCAGACGAAAAUGAUCCUGGAACAUCAAAACGGACAGAAGCGUGUUUGGACUCCAUCACUGUGCAUAGUUAUAAUAUCAGCUGGAUUGUAGCACAACAUAUGAAAUGUUUAACCUGAACCUUUUCAAAGUAAAAGUGAGUACAGCACUCAAGUGUACUUUGAAUGGUUAAUGGGUUUCUAAAGGGGUUCUACAUAGAACUUACACGGUUUCCCCAGAGGGACAAGAUCACAAGACCCCACUGGACGUGCUUUCAUAUAUGCAGUGUUUAGUCCAUUUGAAUUGAACUUUGGUGAGUUUUCCUAGUUGGUGCGGUUUGUUUGUGCAGGUGUGAACACAGCAGUCGCUCUCGGAUAUGGACCGAAACAGCCGAUCUGAGAUCUGAGUGAGAUAGUCUCUGUCUUGUUCCAAGUAAACUCUAGGAGGAACUGCAGGAAGUAAAUGCUCUGUAUUUUGGAAUGCGGGCCGUAUUUUUGUAGAUGUGAGCUGCUAAACUGACCUCCAGGGCACAAAGGACAGAGCUGUAACACUGCAGAAAUGAGAUAUUUGGACUGAUGAACAAAAGAGAAAAUAAACAGUGGAUGUUUUUUUAAAACAGAUUAUUUCUAUAAUGUAGUAAUUUAUUGAGCGCUGGUGCCGUGCUCUCUGUGCUCAGGUGAUCGUUGAGAUUUCUAUGCACUCAACAAUGAUUCAUUUACCUUUUUCUGUGAAAGAGUUUUACAAGAACAUUUUCAGACGUACACUCCGCUCAGCUAACGGUGGUUGUUGUUGCUGCUGCUUUUUGGUUCAUUUAAUUUUAUGCAGUGUGAAAACCAAAUAGCAAACAAACCAAAGGUAUCAAUUUCGUUCUGACUUGGACUCAGGAAAUAGAAAACAAGGUAAAAGAAAGAAUGGAGAAUGGAAAAGAAAGUGUCCUGGAAGGCCACAUGGUAGUGUUUUACUCCUCCGGCACAACUCUUCAGUUAAUUUUUAUGGUUUUUAUGAACACAGAAAAUUACAAAAGUCUGAAGUCGUACAUUUCUGCUUUCUCAUAGUUUGAGGACUUCUUUUCAAACUGAAGGACUUCUCUCCCACGUUCUUUUUAUGAGAAACUUUGUAUAACCUCUUCUAACAGUUUCAGUCACGUGCUACUCAAGAACCCAGUUGUAACAAGCCUGGUGGACUUCUUGUUAGAUAUUAUAAAGGGAGAAACACUUUUAAACAGAACAGAAAUUCGACUGCUAUUCAGCUUGCUCAGCAGUCUUGGCUUCUUUUGGGAUCACGUCCACAUCUACACUCAGCUGACUUCUCAAGAGAGAGAGAGAGAGAGAGAGAGAGACAGACAACUCAUUAAUAUAGCAGCCCAGGACUGGUGUCUGAUGUAACAUGUUAAUAAGCGCAUCCCUAAACACCACCCACCUGCCGCAGACCCACAAAUACCAUUCUACCCACGUGCUACAACGUGGCAACGUGCCACGUGAUUACUCUGUAAUCUCAAAACAUUUGACUGAAUAGAGGUUGGUUUGUAUGUUUGAUAGAAAUAUGUGGUUUUUUCCUUGCUAGUGAAACAAUCAAACAAAUACAUCAGACUGACAAAAUAAAAAUUGUCUUUUAUGGACAUUUCAGAU